Messenger RNA from Telopea speciosissima, 708 nucleotides. RefSeq lists its product as uncharacterized. Lineage: Eukaryota; Viridiplantae; Streptophyta; Magnoliopsida; Proteales; Proteaceae. The record is from RefSeq and is a predicted model, not a curated record. Bases 208 to 708 code for a protein of 166 amino acids. The transcript is spliced from 3 exons.
GAAGAAGUUCAUGAACAGCAGCGUAGGAGCUCAUGCAAGUCAAGGCAGAGUAAAGAAAAAAGAUACCAAAUUGAGAAAGUUUUCCUCUUUCGAAAAUUUACUUGUCUAUUUUGUUCAUUAGGUCGAAAUUUGCUUCUUAUGUGAUUGUGCUUUUCUUUCCUUGUGGUACGCCUUGGAUUCAAUAAGAAGAAAAAGAAGAAGAAAAGGAUGAUGGCAGAGGAGAAGAAGUGGGCAGCAGUGGAGCAGAACGGGAACAAGAAGGAGAGGAAGGUGUAUGAUUUGCCUGGUCAAAAGCGCAACCCACCCGAGGAGAGGGACUCUUUGAGAAUUUUCUACGAAACACUGUAUCAGCGACUCCCUGAUAGUGAAAUGGCGGCUUUUUGGAUGAUGGAGAGUGGGCUUCUGCCUCUGGAGGAAGCAAAGAAAGUGUACAAGAAGAAACAGAAGAGGAAGCAGGAACAGAAGCUAGGGUCAGUUAAGAGAAGAGUGGACUCUGUCAAAGUUGUUGAAAAGGCAAAGGCAAGGGACCCAUCAUCUCCUCCGGCCUCGGCAAAGAAGAAGUCGGUGGAGAAGUUGAAAAACGUGUCAUCAGUGUGGAAGAAGUCCAGUAAGCGCAAGAGUAGGGACGACGAUAGUGCCACAUCUGAGAAUGAAGUAGACGAUGACUUUGUUUUGGUCAAAAAGAAGAAAAAGAAGUCUAAAGCCUGA